CUAGUAGUUGACAUUUAUCAUUUCUGUGGACGCUUUUUUUGCCCUUUCAAUAUAUAUAUUAUUUAUAUUUAAAUAUAAUUAUUCAAUUAAAUCCAAGUAUUGUUUUUCGGGCGUUUAGAGUACCAAGUUUCCCAGUGUUCAAACUUGAAUCUUUCUGUUCUGAUCUCUCUCUGCGGGUGAAAAUUCUCUGUUGUUGCUAAUCUCUCUUUCGCAUUGGAGAGGAGUGAGACGAGGAUUUAUCGAUUGAUCUGGUCGUUGUUGGGGGUAGUUGUUGUGGGAGAUGUCUCCUUCCAAUUCUCGUAAUUCAGGGGGAGGACCAAAUUUCAAUAACAAUAAGAAUCACGUACUGCACAAGGUGUCUAAAAUGGACACUCUUGCCGGCGUAGCCAUCAAGUACGGUGUUGAGGUCGCUGACAUCAAAAGGUUAAAUGGGUUGGCCACAGAUCUUCAAAUGUUUGCUUUGAAGACUUUGCUGAUUCCAUUGCCAGGAAGACAUCCACCAUCUUCUGCUCUGUCUAAUGGCCGUGCUUCCAACGGGGAAACUUGCGUUAACAAAAGGCUGCCACAUCGAGAGAAAUCCAAUAUGUUGGAACCAUUCCAGUCCUUUAGAUUGAAAUCUCAUCAGCAGACAAUUUCUCCUACCAUGAGCAUCUUGCAGAAAUACUAUGGCAUCCAAUCUUCAAAUAACGAAGCUGAAGUUGAGGGCACCGAAAUGGCAGUUUACAUGAUUGGGAAUUCAGAUGAAGUUGACGAUGAACCAUUGCUGAAAGGUUCAGUAAUUUCUGAACCUAGUUCCAACCAUCAUCGUAGAUCGAGAGAUUUAACUAAUGGUUUCUAUUCUGAGAAUGGUUCAGUGGUGUACACUCCUCUUGCAGAUGCUAGAGAUGGAGAGGGUGACAAAUCCAAUGAGAAGUCUGUUCGCAGGCGCCAGAAAGCUGAUACUGAUUCCAGGUUGGGCACUCCAGAAAGGUUAUUAAAAGAAGAGAACUGUGGUGGAAGAAAUGGAUGUUCACCAGUAACUGGAAAGAGUUUGGCCAUGAGACCGAAAUCAGCAAGUCGCACAUCGUUGACCACAGCUAUUGAGACAGGAUGGUCGACUUCAAUAGUAGUGGGCAUGGAAGAUGCUAUAAUUACCGAUGGUCCGGCUGGCGUACGUAAAUCGUCAAGCACUCCAAGUAUGCAGGCCCCAGAGAACAAUGGUUCUUCAUCAGUGUGGUCAACAUCAAAGUGGAGUUUCAAACCCGACUUACAGGCUCUCACAACUGCUGCAAUUGCUAUACCGAUACCAAAUCCAAUUACAGGCCGCAAGAGCAAAGCUGCCCUCGAUUAGUUCGGCUUCAUUGCACAUUUAUAUAAUGAAUUGUUUGAUUUCAAGGAAAGGAGGACUACACAGCAGGGCAUUACCCUGCAUUUCAAAGUAUUAUAUGCUGAUGAAAUUCUAUAAAGAACAAGAGCUAUAUAAAUGGAGAGACUAAAGAGAAUUUACAGAUUAGUGUAUCAUUUUGAGCGGUUGUUGAUGGCCCUACGCUAAUGUGGAUAGCAUUUGAAGUUUCUAGUUGCUUGGGAGGCCUUACAAUUAAAAGAAGGUAUAUGCUGCAAUUUUUACAGCUUCCGUUUCAAUUGUAAACACUUCUGCUGGGAGUUGAAAUGCAGAUUCCAGAUCAAUAAUUUAA
This is a messenger RNA of Tripterygium wilfordii, 1673 nucleotides long. RefSeq lists its product as uncharacterized. Lineage: Eukaryota; Viridiplantae; Streptophyta; Magnoliopsida; Celastrales; Celastraceae. The transcript is spliced from 3 exons. The record is from RefSeq and is a predicted model, not a curated record. Bases 281 to 1330 code for a protein of 349 amino acids.